This is a messenger RNA of Symbiodinium natans, 1479 nucleotides long. NCBI's taxonomy places the organism in Eukaryota, Dinophyceae, Suessiales, Symbiodiniaceae. The record is from the annotation of a GenBank genome assembly.
AUGGCAACCACUGGUGUCUCGUGUUCCCUGAUUGCCGGCGCGUUUUUACUGCGUCUUCUCUUGGUUCCCCUAAACUUGUACAGGAGCACCGAUUUCGAAGUACACCGCAACUGGCUGGCCAUUACACAUAGUCUUCCCGUUUCGGAGUGGUACUUUGACACAACAUCCCAGUGGACUCUGGACUACCCCCCUGCUUUUGCCUACUUCGAAUGGCUGCUGUCUCAAGUUGCUACGCUCGUUGAUCCCGCCAUGCUACAAGUAAGCAACUUGGAGUAUGCCAGCUGGGCCACGGUCACCUUUCAGCGGCUAUCAGUAGUCGGAGGUGACCUCAUCCUCCUGGCUGGGGGCCUUGCUUUGGGGGGCCCCCGAACCGCGGCGGCUCUUUUGUGGAACUCAGCCCUGAUCCUCGUGGACCACAUCCACUUCCAAUACAACGGGAUGAUGUUGGGCUUGUUGCUGCUGUCCGUGGCAGCCAUCGAGAGGGGCCGGGUCUACUUGGGAGCCUUCCUCUUCUGCACACUCCUGUGCAUGAAACACAUCUUUCUCUACGUGGCUCCUGUCUAUUUUGUUUACCUCCUGCGGGGCCACUGUGGCGCGUGCUGUUGGCCACCUCGGCUGCUGCCUGGCAACUUGGUAAAGCUCGGCUCAACUGUCCUUGCUACUGUCUUGGUGCUCACCAGCCCAUUUCUUAGCCUCAAGCAACUUGAGCAAAUUGCCCAGCGCUUAUUUCCCUUUGGGCGGGGCUUGACUCAUGCUUACUGGGCGCCAAACUGCUGGGCUCUUUACAACACACUUGACCGCGUUAUUGCCAAAGCCACGGGCGCAACAGGCGGCUCUUCGUCCACGGCAGGCUUUGCCGAGGUAUAUGAAUCAGUUGCGCUAUGGACCAUUCCGCCACGUGCCACGUUCAUUCUGACGCUCGUGGCAUACUGUCCAUUGCUCCUGGCCAUUUGGCGUCGCACCGGGCCAGCUGGGGCGGGGUCGGGCAACUUCGCUACUUAUGUUGCGUUGGGGUCUGCCGCGGCCUUCACUUUCGGCUGGCAUGUUCAUGAGAAGGCAAUUCUGAUGGUGACAAUCCCUCUUCUAUCUGCUUGCACCUCUGGCCGCCCAUCCCUCAGCGCCACCUAUCUGGUCCUGUCCUCUGUGGCGUGCUUCUCGGUGAUGCCCUUGCUGCCGAACCAACCUCUGGAGACUGGCAUCAAGUGGUUGCUCUUCCUUGCCGGAGGUCUUGUGGAGAUGCUGCUGCUUCAAGGACAUGGGCUCUUCUCAAGCAAGGCAGGUUCCUUGCCCUGGAUGCUGUUGGCGGCCUGCUAUGCCGUGCUUGGUGCCUACCGAGAUUUUGGUGGGCACUCGCUGUUAUUCCGGGGCAGGAUGGAGUUCCUGCCCCUGCUCCUGACCUCGGACUUUUGUGCCAUUCUGGUGCUUGGGGCCUUCGGCAAAGUCUUCAGCUUGCUGCCAUCAGAGAGUAAAGUUGAAUAG